Messenger RNA from Astyanax mexicanus (Mexican tetra), 2219 nucleotides. It is a transcript of the gene arl8bb, whose product is annotated as ADP-ribosylation factor-like 8Bb. The record is from RefSeq and is a predicted model, not a curated record. Gene Ontology annotation, molecular function: GTPase activity; GTP binding. NCBI's taxonomy places the organism in Eukaryota, Metazoa, Chordata, Actinopteri, Characiformes, Acestrorhamphidae. Bases 100 to 660 code for a protein of 186 amino acids. Gene Ontology annotation, cellular component: lysosomal membrane. Gene Ontology annotation, biological process: protein transport; anterograde axonal transport. The transcript has 7 exons.
ACUAUCACGUGAUUUCAGUUCCAGGUCUGAGUCUGAGUGCGGAGUGAGCCGGGCUGUGUUUAUUAGUGUUUAGUAUCAGUGUUUAUCAGUGCAGCGGACAUGCUGGCCCUCAUUAACCGGCUCCUGGACUGGUUCAGGGCUUUAUUCUGGAAGGAGGAGAUGGAGCUGACCCUGGUGGGCCUGCAGUACUCCGGAAAGACCACUUUCGUCAACGUGAUCGCGUCCGGGCAGUUCAGUGAAGACAUGAUCCCCACUGUGGGCUUCAAUAUGAGAAAAGUUACCAAAGGCAACGUCACAAUAAAGAUUUGGGAUAUAGGAGGACAGCCUCGUUUCAGGAGCAUGUGGGAGAGAUACUGCAGAGGAGUCAACGCUAUAGUGUAUAUGGUGGAUGCUGCUGACCGGGAUAAAAUCGAGCCCUCCAGGAACGAACUACACAAUUUGUUAGACAAACCUCAACUUCAAGGCAUUCCUGUUCUCGUUUUGGGCAACAAAAGAGAUCUCCCCGACGCUCUGGACGAGAAACAGCUUAUUGAGAAAAUGAACUUGGCGGCAAUCCAGGAUAGAGAAAUCUGCUGCUACUCUGUGUCGUGUAAAGAGAAGGACAAUAUAGAUAUCACUCUGCAGUGGCUUAUUCAGCACUCUAAAUCACGGAGAAGCUGAAAGGAAAGUUGCUUUGCAUCGCGUCAGACACCCCCCCCCAUCUACUCGUCUACUCAUCCUGCCCUGCAGCCAAGGCCCAGCCUCCAGCCCCUAGACUCCAGCCCCCAGCCCUGAGCCAGACUGACCCCGACACAACAACUGCCCCCAGCUCUCUGCCUCAGCCCCAGUUCCUGCCAGCUACUGCUGCCCCAGCCUUGCCUUGAUCUAGAGUCUGAACCAAAAACUAAACAGUAGUUACCCCUGGUCCUCAGCCUCAUGACCUGUAGCUUCUGGGAGAGGAAACGGUACAGAGAACAGAAACCAAAUCAUUCAUUUAUUUUUUUUUACCAGAGUGCAAUCAGAAACAGAAACUAAAUGAAGCACAAAUUGAUUUUAUUUACUUUUAUAGUAACAUAUCUAACUAGGUAGUAGUGCAAAUAGAACAAAUAGAAGGUUAACCUGAAUCUGAAACAAAUUAAUCAUUUUGUUAACAAGUAAAAUAGUAAAAAUAGUAAAAGUUUUUGAUUGCGUUCUUUUAAAAAUAUUGUUUGUUUAUGUUCGCAGUCUUUCCUUAUAUGUCUACCUCAUACAUACAUACACAAAUAUUUUUUUUUAUUGUUGUCAGGCAAAAAUCUUGACAUACUCCAAAAUUACUUGGAAUAAAAUCAUUUUACAUUAACCUCCAUUGAAAAUGAAAAAGGUUUGUUCCUUAUCCUGUAAAGUUUGCAUUUUGAAGAGUGAGUCACGAUUGUGACAACAUCUUUAAUCUUUAAUUCAAUUAUUCGAAUCAAUUUGCACUUUGUUUAGUGGAGAAAAUGAUUAGGUCAUGUGUUAACCCCUUAAACUCCAGGUUUAAGAUUCAUUAUUGGGUAACUGCUCUUAAAUCAUCCAGUUAUUACUACAAACCUGCUUUGAAAGGUGUGCAUGUAUUCACAAAUGUGAAUGAAUUUCUGCCUACAGGCCUUGGGGUUUAAGAGGUUAAUCUUAAAAGGUUAAACUUAAAAGCUGCAUUAUACUGAGCACUUUUACAGCAGGCAUCACAUUGCAUUCUUCCAGACCACAGUAAUAUUCAGAUUAUUUGAUGAGACAGCAGCCGUGAUUAAGAAAACAUGUGAUGGCAUUGAAUCAGAGCUGAAUCACAGCUAACUGUGGAAUAACCCACAGAACAGUCAUGCAUUCCAGAUCGUUCUACCUAAUGUUAAAGAGCACAGACCAGCAGAGAAGAAGCUCAGCUGGCUGGGCUUAGUUUAACUGCUAGACAGAGUGUGGUUAAAGUAGAACAAAAUAUGGGAAAUCUGCUUUUUUAAAACAGUGUGGUCAAUAUAUGAACAUCACUGUUUUUACAGAAUUUGCAAAAAAUGUAAACUUGUUUUUGGAAAGUUUCUGAAGGAAACAAAUGCUAGCUAAAUUAUGGUCUUUCUUCUUUGUUAAACAAACUUUACAUUUGUCAUAAGACUGUUAAUAUUAUUAUUCACUCUAUAAGGUGCACUUAAAAUCCUUUAAUUUUCCCAAAAAUCAACAGUGCACCUUAUGUCUGCUAAAGUACAGCUUUAUUAAGAAGCUGUAAGUUAUUAAGAAGU